AUGAUCUACGCAGUGUACAUUAUAUCGAAAUCGGGUUCCUUGCUUUACCAUAAAUGCAACCUUAAUAACACACCAAACACUUUGGCUUCAUUGGACUCAAAUGACCACCUUGUCAUGGCGUCCAAUUUGCACAGCAUUCAUGCAAUUGCCUCUAAAUUGGCUAGAACUUCCCAGGCUCCUCCAAACGCUUCGAUACCGUCCUCGCUCCCCGGUAAUAGGUCUGGCUUGAAGAGAGUCAGAACAGAUCUCUUUGACAUUAUACUCCACCAAACAGUGACAGGACUCAAGAUUGUUUUGGUGGUCUCCAAAAAUAAUCAGGACAACCUUGGACAUGGCCCUAAUGUCUCCAUUGACACGGCAAACAACUAUAACUACAACACUAUCGAUACUGACGAUUACGCCCCUCAAAUAAAAAAAAUAUACUCCCUUUACAGUGACUACGUUCUGAAAAACCCCUUUUACUUGCUCGACAUGCCAAUCAGAAUACCCAUGUUCGAUACCAGCAUCGACUCCAUUUGGUAG
Messenger RNA from Pichia kudriavzevii, 522 nucleotides. RefSeq lists its product as uncharacterized. The record is from RefSeq and is a predicted model, not a curated record. Gene Ontology annotation, biological process: endoplasmic reticulum to Golgi vesicle-mediated transport. NCBI's taxonomy places the organism in Eukaryota, Fungi, Ascomycota, Pichiomycetes, Pichiales, Pichiaceae. The coding region runs from base 1 to 522 and encodes 173 amino acids. The transcript has a single exon. Gene Ontology annotation, cellular component: TRAPP complex.